UUGUAUUCCUCAUGAGAAUUUGCAGUAUUUGACGUCCCACUCAUCCAACACUCAUCUAAACAGUGACUGUUUCUCCGUGGGUCUUACCUGGCAGCGCAAUAAAGGUCGAUAAACAGCAGCAGAUCAGAGCAGAGGACAUCUCAUGUUUCAUGUUUCCUUACAGCAGCAUCAGUGUGACAGUACAAGUAUGAUUCAGGCAAGGACAAUGAGUUUGGAAGAGCAAAUCAGGGACCUCUCACCAGUUGCAGCAUCUACCCUUGCAAGAGCUGGAAUUAAAGAGGACAUUGAUAUUCAAGAGUUAACAAGAGAUGAUCUGAACGAACUUCUGCCAGGCCUUGAGCAUUUCAAACUUAGGAAGAAGAUCAGUGAACUUCUAACCCAAUCUAAACAGGACACAGCUAAACCUAUCGAUUUAAUUCUUAACGGGUUUAGGGAAUUCCUUCCAGCUGUUGUCAUGAAGAAUGCACUUGUUCCUGGGGGGGUGUUACAUGGCUACGUCCCUAUUCUUAAAGAUUUGGAGAAGCAGCUGGCCAAAGCCCUGCACUUCAUUCAGGCACACGUUGAACUGCUUGAGAGCUACAAUGAAGAAGAGCCCAUGGAGGCUGAGGGCAAUGCUGUGUUCCCAUCAGCUGACUCUGCUACAGCAGGAAACCAGCUAUCCAAUGUUGCAGCCUUAGGUGCUGUAGAGGCCCACCCCAAACGAUCAAGAAGAGAUGUGCCACUUAGCAGAACAGGCAAGACUACAAGGAAAUCCCACCUCAUACUUCAGGAGCAGCUGGAAUAACAUAUGCUCCUCCAAGUACCACUGAUAGUGUGCAGUUCAGGUCACGAGGCAAACUGGAGACCUCAAAAUCAUACCUUCCAUACACUUCAGGAGCAGCUGCUGUUGAGCCAUCUGCAACAUCCUACAAAGAUAGGUCCUCAUCCGUAGCUGGUAGCAUCCAGGCCCCAAAAGAAAAGGAAGGAAAAGAACCUGGAAGUUGGUGGAAGAACAUCAUUCCUUUCAGUGGAUUCGGAGGAAAUGAAACAAAAAAAUUGCCUGGUGAGAUUCUUGAGAUAUGCUUUGUACUAAUC
This is a messenger RNA of Salmo salar (Atlantic salmon), 1074 nucleotides long. RefSeq lists its product as uncharacterized. The record is from RefSeq and is a predicted model, not a curated record. NCBI's taxonomy places the organism in Eukaryota, Metazoa, Chordata, Actinopteri, Salmoniformes, Salmonidae.